Messenger RNA from Procambarus clarkii (red swamp crayfish), 3605 nucleotides. NCBI's taxonomy places the organism in Eukaryota, Metazoa, Arthropoda, Malacostraca, Decapoda, Cambaridae. The record is from RefSeq and is a predicted model, not a curated record.
ACCGGGAGGAGAACACCGCUUGCUUCCUUGUGCUCCUCUGCAAGUAUUGCUGGUAAUAUAUCGCUCUCCUGUAAGGUUAGUAUCAACCUUACAUAAGUGUGUAGUGGGUACGCUGAUAUGCAGUUGGUAUAUAAAUGAUCAAUGAGAGAUGAUUCUUGCAGCGAUAAUUAUAUAAUAUAUAAAUAAGAAUUAUUAAAAUACUUUAUAAUUCUUUUGGGAAACGUGACAAGAAUAUUUUUUUUUAGUAAAUAUUCUACAAAUAGUUAAAGGUAAUUAACAAUAUACUUGUCGAGAACACGCUACGUCGAACUCUUAAUUAUUCACUGUGAGAUUUCCAAGGAAUGCUAUAGGCUGCCACGUGCCGGUCCCGAGUGAUGCUCCGUAACGCGAGACGGGAGCUACUGUUGCCCCACCUGCAUGGAUGCUGCUUCAAGACCAGCUGGCAGCCGCCUCCCAGUGGGGACAAUAUCCACGUGUAACGUUGAUGCAACGUCACUCUUGGGUGUUGGGCCUAUUGCAGUGUUAAACAUUGAUUCUCCGUCACUUUUGGGCAGAGACAGCAUGGGAGACGGGUCAUUGGAUGGGAGAGGUGAGAGUGGACGGAAGGGACAGCUUGUGCAUUUAUUACUCAUCUCAAAUGUCAGUCCACGUACGUAUGUAUUUUUGUCCUAUUUACUGUGCGCGCGCGUGUGUACUCGCUUAAUUGUGCUUACGGAGGUUGAGCUACAGCUCUGUGGUCCCGCCUCUCAACUGUCAAUCUACUAGUGUACAAGUUCCUGGGCUUGUAGAGCUCUAUCGUGUGUCUGUGUGUGUGAGCCCAAUCAACCUAACCAAUGCAUCUCUUGCCCUUUUAUGAUCUUCUAAUGGUUAAUUUGUAUUAAUCUUGUUACUACAUACUGUGUAUAUAUUUCACGAAAGAUUGUAUAACUCGCCUCUUUCCAGAGACAUCCUUGGAGUGAGUCAGAAUGAGUGACUCCCCCACACGUGAAGCCUGGUGUUGGGGCCCCUUCGUCAGGCAGGUGGUGGUGGGGGCGGUGGUAUCGGCGACCAUGCUGCAGGUGGGGUUGAUGCUCGGGUGGCCUGCCGUGCUUCCCGACCUGCAGGCAGACAACUCCACCGCCUUCAACCUCACCGACAACGACGUCAAGUGGCUCGUAUCGAGCACCGGCUUGGCAGGGAUGUUUGGAAACCUGUUUGCCGGUACGCUGAUGGAGGCAGUGGGACCCCGACGGCUGCUCACGCUACUGCUGAUGCCUGCCUCAGUCUUCUGGCUAGUGCAGGCCUUCACGCCCUCCUUGCCUGUUAUAUACGUUGGUCGCUUGGGAGGGGCGCUCGUGGCCAACGUGAUCACCACCAUCACCUGCCCGCUCUUAGCAGAGCUCCUCGAACCGGACUACCGCGGUCUGCUCUGCUGCCUUCCGGAGUUCAUGGUGUCUGUAGGUCUGCUGGUGGCCUAUGUGCAGGCUCACCGCCUCACCUGGCAGCUUGCGACUGCGGUUUCUGCUGUACCCCUUCUGCCGCUCUGCCUCUUGACGUUGGCAGUCCCAGAGUCUCCGUUCUGGCUGGCGCGACGAGGCCGUCUUCAGGAAGCUGAAGUAUCCUUGCUAGUUCUUCGGGGACGUGUAAAACAUAUGCAGAAGAAUGAGCUUCCUGACAUCCGCAGGAACAUCGAGGAACAUCCCCAGACCACUUAUAAAGAUCAGAUAAAGCAGCUGCGAGUGAUGGAACACCUGCAGCCGGUGGCGGUGUUGGUGGCUGUGUUUGUCCUCCGAGAGCUGGGGGGUCAGUACGCUGUGUUCUCCUACACAGUCUACCUCUUCCAGCACGCUGGACUUCACCUCGAUGCUUUCACCUGCACCGUCUUAGUGGGAGUCGCACGCCUCAUUGCUACUUUCGUGUCUUCACUGUUGUUAGAUCGAGUCGGGCGACGGCCGUUCUUCAUUGGCACCUCAGCUGCCUGCGCUAUUUCUGUUGCUCUUGGAGGUUUCUUUCUGCUGUUGGACAUGCCGGGCUCGUCAUGGGUUCCACUGGCUGCUGUUCUGAUGUUCGUAGUGGCGUAUGGGUUGGGUGUGGGGCCCAUUCCAUGGGUCCUUCUUGGAGAGUUUCUUCCUACACCAGUCAGGUUCAUCGGCGCCUCCAUCACUACCUUUUUCUUCGCCUUCACGCUGUUCGUGGUCGGCUUCGUCUUCCCGGAGCUGAUGAGGGUGGUGGGAGCCGGAGGAAGUCUCCUCAUCUUUGCCUUCUUCAACGUGGUCUUAGCAGUGGUGGUGUGGAUCUUCCUGCCGGAGACAGGGGGACGAACCCUCAACCAGCUGCAAGCGGCGUUUAACAGCAGACCAGCUGCCCGCCCACUGUUCCACGUGGUGGCCAACACCGACUCACAAGAGGACGUUCUCCAGCAGCCUCCGCCAUAGACACUAUGUAAAAAGACACCUCGAACACUGUUUAUUGUAGGACAGACGUAAACCUGUGUAUUUAUGUUUGUAGGUUAGCUUAGAAAUUUAAAAGCGCUACAGUCACCGUCUGUGGUUGAUUGUUCAAUAAAUCACUGAAAUAUAUGUUUAACAUGUCUCUGACCCUGUCCAUGGAGGACAGAAGAAAAUGUAUAAAUGUUGGUUAGCAUUGUAAAUGUGUGGCCACGUUUGUGGUAGAAAAUAAUAAUAUAAAAAAAUUCAGUUUCAAAAAAUUAUGAUGUUUAUAACCCGUCCUUCAUGAACAUUCCACUUUCGUUGUACGUUAGAUGUUAAAAUGCAUUACUAUAAUGAGUAAUAUACGUGAAUGUGUAUAAUGUUAUAUAUGUGUGAAUUUGUCCGAUUUUAUUUUUUUAUUCUAUAAAAGAUUAAGGUGUGUAGAACGUUCAUCCUCCGCUACUUCAGGUUUGUCGUGGAAACAUUAAACAGGCGGUGCUCCGAGCAGUGAGGCCUUCGGUGUAGGGGGGGGGGCCCACCUGGACCUAGAUUCACGAAGCUCCAUGUAUUCCUAAGUAUGUGUGCUAUGAAGGUUCCUAAGAACGCGCUAAAGUGCGAUUCAGAAAAGUGUACUUACAAAGAGAUUUAAGUAGUUCACUUAGGUCUCGCUAGAUGUCACUAGGGCUUUUAGUUUGGCCAAUCAGAGAGAAGGUAACAUUUUUCAUCUUUCAGCUGUAGCCAAUCACGACGCUGGCAUAUCGGAGCUUAUCCGUGAUCACUUGCCACUUAUUUACGUCGAAUUUCCUUAUAAAUUUAGUAUAUUUCGAAGUAAAACUAUGGUUUUUCAACUUCUACCUUUAGCACCGACAUUAUAGCAAACAAAUAUGUUACAUUUUUUGUUUACCUACGUAAUUCUAAGAGAUAUUGUGUAGCUGUCCUUGUCGCUCCCAAAAUUUGAGAAGCGAUGGUAUUUAUUUACGUAUAUAUUUACCUAAAUUUACCCAAGGGCCACUAACUAUCUAGUGGCCUCGACGAGGACAAAAAGCCAAGGGCUUGUUAAGUACCGCCAAUUGUCCUAAGGAUAUUUUCUAGCUAAAUUUUGGCAUUUACGGUUUCAGCGGGUAGACAGUUCCAUGGGUUUAUAACCCUCUUGGUGAAAAAACAACUGUUUUCAGUCCUACUUGAGAGGACAUACUC